UGUACAUCAGCAUUCUGUCUGCAGCUUGUUGCAGCUUGCCUGACAGAUUUCACGACCUACAAAUGAAAUCUUGCAAUUUUCAGCACAUUUUGUCCUGGCAGGCAAAAGGUGAUCCAACUGUGCCAACAUACUAUCGUGUGCUGUACACUGACCGCAGGAACUGGCAGACUGCAAAACAAUGUUCAUAUAUUACACAACUCUCCUGUAAUCUGACAGAUGAUUUUAAAGAGAACUCUACUGAGUAUUCCAUAUUGGUUCAGAGCUUCAUAGGAACUGAAGUAUUCAAUUCUUCUGUACUUCAUUUUGUGCCAUUUACUGACACAUUCCUGGGACCACCAGAAGUUAAUAUCAGUUCCUGUCUAAACUGCAUAAAUGUUACCAUAAAGCUGCCAACCUCUUACUUCAGAAAAAAUGAAAAGCUGCUAACUUUAACUGAUAUAUAUAAAGAGCUUGAGUAUGUUAUAACACUGAAAACACAUGAUAGAGAGCAUAAGAGGCCACAUGAGAUCACCACUGAAGAAAUUUUUACUACUGUCAUUGAAGAAUUGUAUCCAAAUAGAAAUUACUGUGUGUCUGUUAUGGUUACUGCAUCUCUAAACAAACAUUCCAUCCCAUCAGCCUGGAAAUGUAUAGCUGCAGACUCAGUGGCUCAACAAGAUUAUCAUAUGGUCACAGUCACAGGUGCUGUAUGUCUUUCACUGAUGUUAGCUGGUGCCCUGAAGUGUAUGCAGGCAGGAGGUUAUAUUCUUCAAAAAAAAACACUUCCACAUACCUUGGUAUUCAUCAGGACGUUAACCUAUUCACCUUGGACAUCUGAAUCUGAAGAAAUAGCCUCUGUAGAGGUCAUUUACAAAGAGAUUAAAAAAAAGGCAAAUGAAUCCAUUGGUAGUGUCAGUGAUGAAGAUGACAGCGAUGACAGUGACAGCGAUGCCAUAAGUAAUCAUGACUAUACAAGGCGUGAUAUCAUAAGUAGAGUACCUCGCUCCUCUGACACACCUAACGUAUUCAUGCAGUACUCUAUAAAUAGUACAUGUGACAACAGCAGAAGUCAGACAAGUGAAAAUCCAGAUGCUGAAGAUUUUGAAGAGCAUGAGAUGGAUGUUGAAGAAGACAAAGGCACGAGUAGUGAGUUACUUAAUCCUUUCUCUGAGGUAAAUUGUAACUAUUCUUCCAGGCAAAGAAACAGUGCUUGCUUUACCAUCAACUUAAAAACUGUGCUGUUGGCAACCUCUGAAGAGAAUAUGGAUAGUUCUGCAGCUCUUCUUUCUUCCCAAGAAGAUGCAGUUGACUGGCAAUGUACUCGUGCUUUUGAAUCAAAACUCGUGGACAACACAGAAAGUGUGCAGAAAUCACACUGUUGUAACGGCUCUCAUGAAUGGCAAAAUUCAUCUCAUUCUUCUGAUGAAAGUGACUCAUCAGAUUCAGAUAUGGACCUAAAAACUGAAUACAUAAGAAGAUGA
Molecule: messenger RNA, 1460 nt
Organism: Balearica regulorum gibbericeps (East African grey crowned-crane)
Lineage: Eukaryota; Metazoa; Chordata; Aves; Gruiformes; Gruidae
Source: RefSeq, a predicted model, not a curated record